GAAUGACAAGGUCAGGCCGAUUAGUUCUAUUGGGAUGAGGUGUUCUAUUUCCGUAAAAGAUAAAGUUUUUAUUUUUGUGCCUGCAAACUCCUACUUCGCUCCCCUUUUCCUGCUUGGUACAAAUCCUAAAACACAAUCAUCUCCCUUUGGCUCUUGUCUUCUGUGAAAUUGGAGAAUCAGAAUUGUUGCUUACCUCAUUUUAAAUCUUUGUCAUGCUUCGCACUUUGUAUGCUCGCAUUCCAUAUCCGUGAUCUAACUGUUAACGAUUCACGUGUUAUGCAUUGAUGGUAAUGGAUUAUUCAUGCGGCCUCGGUCCUCACUUGAGUGGGUCUCUCAAGCGCAGUAACAAUGUACGACGCUCUAUUUCAUCUUCAAAAUAUAUUGGGGGCAUUGAUUGGCAUUUACGCAAUCAAUUUACAGAGCAACUAAAAUGUUUGGAUCUUAAAUUAGAUAUUGAUUGUACUGUAGUUGCUGAAUUACAAGAUUUUUAUCGUCGUCGUGCUAGUGUUGAACAGGAUUACGCUGAUGCUCUAGCUAAACUUGCCAAUGGAUUAAAACAACGUCAUGUGAAUGAAACAUCAAAACGUCCACAUUGGGCUCCGUAUACAACAACUACUAUAUGGAAUACAUUGCUCGGUUCCACUUUACACUUAUCUGAAGCACAUGCCACCUUAUCUGAUAUUUUCUCGAAACAAAUGGUUCAGCGUUUAGCAGAUAUGGAUGAAGAUGCUGUUCGCUUGCAUAAACAGUGUCGUGAAAUGAUGUCUGCCUGUCAAGAUCGUGUUUUAGCCAAUACAACUAAACUUCAAGCCGAUCAACGUGAAUAUAUUAACCGACAAGCUGCAACACAAGAAGCUGAUCGAAUUCGUCGUCGUGCUGAAGAUAAAUUAGUGGCUGCUAAUCAAAAAGCUCGAAGUAAAGGUAAAGAUCCUGAUAAUAGUCAAAGAUCAAUGCGAGCACAAAAUGAAUAUGACUUGAAACAAGCAAAUUUUAUCAGUGCAUCUGUAGCAACAACUCGUGCUCGUAAUGAAUAUCUAAUUCAAUUAGCGGCUACAAAUCACAGUGUUCAACGCUAUUUCACACAAGAAGCACCGGAUAUAGUCGAUUGUCUUGUGUGCGGUUUUCAUAAUAGUUUAGCUCGAUCAGCAAUGAUGCAUUUGAGUUGUGAAGAAACAUUGAAAUCAUGUCAUGGUUCAAUUGUUGAAAUGUUGAAUAGAAAUAUUACAGCCCUCGAUUUACGACAGGAUAAAGCAUGCUUCUUCAAACGAAAUGAACAAGUGUAUACACGUCCUGGUCAAUUCACUUUUAUGCCAUCAAAAGAAGACAAUGAAGAUAAAAUUCGUGCAGAUGGUCCAUUGUACGAUGAACUUCAGACUACAGCUAACCAACUUAUGAGUAGUAUUGAAACACUUCGAGUGUCAACAGAUGAAACUUGGAAAACAUUGGAAGAGGUUGAGAAGAAGUUACUAGAAUUAAUCAAUCAGAAAGACUAUGAUGUUUCACGAUUAUUUUGUAUUGAAAAACCGCGUUCAAGACGUUCACUAGGUGGUGGUGGUGGGGCUAGUGGUGGAAGUAGUAUGGGUAGCAUUGGUGCUGGUUCUGUCACCUCUUCAUCAUCAUCUACCUCCCCAGGCGCAGGGAGUACUAUCAAUACAACACAUUCAAAUCAACAAGUUCAACUACCAUGGCUAAUCAAACCGGUGGAGUGGUCCUGGUGGGGGUGGGGUGGUUUACCAGCCCAGGAUGUUUCUAGUAAUACAUCACAAAUCAAUCAAUCAGUAUUAUCAUUUGGUGGGAAUGAUCCUACUCAAGCUGGUUUAUAUCUUAGCUUGAGAUCAUUAUUUCGUGAUGCUCGAAUUGAACAAGAAAAGUUUUACUUGGAUAGAUUUUCAUUCUAUACGCAAGAAAUGCAUAUUUGUCAACUGAUGCAAGUAAAACUCGCUCAAAUUCAAAAUGCACUAGCAUCUUCACAACCCGCUCACCAUGAAUCAACACCACACACAUCACCUUCUUUACAAAACCUAAAAUCUAUGCUUCGACAUGGAAUUCCUGUAUUACCAAAACUUCCAGGAUGUAAAGAUUUUGCUAAAAGUCCAAAAUCUCCAACAUCAAUAAAUUUUUAUGCGAAGACUGACAAUUCAUCGUCGUCGCCUCUUCCACCUCCACCGACUCCUUAUGGUUUACAUCAAGAUGUGCCUAGUUCACCGGUAAUUCCUUCAUCUCCAUCGUUUUCUAGUCGUACUGUAAGUCCAAACAGUCAAUCUGUAUUAGUUACUAAACAUCAACCACGUCGUGUACUACGUGUUCCAAAUGUUGGAAAGCCGAAACUUUUUGGUGGUACAAUCGAUGAAUAUGUGGAAGCUACUAAACAGCCUAUCCCUUGUAUUAUCCUAUCUUGCACACGUGUUAUUAAUGAAUUUGGAAUGCAUCAACAAGGUGUUUUUCGAGUUUCUGGUAGUCAAGCGGAGAUAAAUGAAUUUAAAGAUGCUUUUGAAAAUGGUGAUGAUCCUUUAAUUGGUAUUCAUGAACCAAGAGAUAUAAAUUCCACGGCUGGACUACUGAAAUUAUAUUUCCGGGAGCUAGGUGAACCACCAUUUCCCAAUACAAUCUUCUUGGAACUUAUAAAUAUAACACGUGAACGUUUAGAAUUAAAUGAAAUGAUUCAACGUUUGCGCCAUGUUAUUACUCAAAACUUAAGUCGACCGGUGUUUGUCGUGAUGAGAUAUUUAUUCGCAUUCUUAAACCAUGUAUCUGAAUAUUCUACAGAAAAUAUGAUGGAUGCCUACAAUUUGGCAAUAUGCUUUGGUCCAACUUUAAUGCCUGUACCCAGUGAAUACAACCAAGUCCAUUAUCAACCAAGUGUAAUUGAUUUGAUUAAAACAUUUAUUAUACAUCAUUCAGCUAUCUUUGAUCCUAUCCUACCUGGACCGGUGUAUAGCAAACAGAAGAGGAAGAAAGAUGUGCAUAAAUCUGUCACGAGUUUAGAUUCACAUCGAUUAUCACUUUCAUCUAGUAAUGUUGUAGAAAUUAGUUCAGAUAUUAAUGGUAAUAAGAAGAAGAACAAAGAAAAUGAUGAUCAUGAUCAUGAUUUAUUAAGAUCUUCAUCAGUGAAAAAGAAUUCUCGUAUUACGUCUAGAACACCGAUAGAAUCUGCUGUGAAACGUCAAUCAUCAACACGUGUAGAUAGUGUACAUGAAAAGGGGAUACCAUCAAAGGAAUGCAUUAAAUCAUCAAGUGUUGGCGAUCUCAUCGAUAAUGAGACAUCGUCCAAACCAGCCUCUCAAGUUAUUGAUGAAGGUGAGCCUGUUGGCGAUGAUGACUACAUAUUCGCUGAAGAUACACAGUCUAUAUCCGAUAGUGAAGAUUCUGAACCAGCUUAUACAUUAGCUGUAGCUCGUGCUGAUUUUACUGGAUCUAGUGAACGUGAAUUAUCAUUUCGUCAAGGUGAUGAAAUAUAUCUCUAUCGUCAAUUAAGUCAACAUUGGUGGGAAGGACAAUUAGCCUCAGAUAGCCAGGGUACACGUGGUCUUAUUCCACAUUUAUAUGUUGUACCAAAAGCAGCUUUAUUACAUCUUGCAGCAGCAGCAGCCGCCGCGGCAGCGACAGCAUCAACAACAUGUGAUAAUCCUGGUAAUACUGGAGAUAAUCAACUCUUAGAUGAAAUGAAUACAGAAAUUUCUAAACAAACGGAUAGUGGAAGCUUAAGUCACUUGGAUAAUGUUGAUGGUGACGGUGACGGUGAUGAUGAUGAUGACGAUGUCGAUAAUCAGGAGGUGGAUAACAAAAGUGUACCAGAUAAUGGAAGUAUGCUUAGUUGGAAUUGUGCUUCAGAAAGUUCAAAUGAACAAAUUCUUGCUGAUACUGGUGAUAAUACUGAUAAUAAUAACAAUAAUACCAAUGCUAAUAACAGUAAAGUACAACAUUUAUCAGAGUCUGAGAGAACAGUUGUUAUUACCAACCAAUCAAAUAAACAAGAGACAAUAGAGACGUCGAAAACUAACAGUGAAAAUACCACAGAGAAAGAUAUGAAAUCAGAUAACUGCAGUGAUAAUCAAAUUUCUGUGCCACAGACUACAGAGUCUGUUGACAAAAAAUGUCUACCAGAAGUUGGUGGUUAUACAGAUAAACUUUUAAUGAUGCAUCGAUUUAAUCAACGUUCUGCGCUUAGUUAUCCAGUCUGUGGACCUUUAGGUUCUGUUCCUGAAAAUGAUGUUAUAUCAGCUAGUGAAUUAAUGAAUCAAUCAUCUCCUACAUAUAACUCGAAUGGAGUAGUUGGUGGUGGUGGUCGACCUUCUCAUUCUGUGGUUGAAAGCGGCAGUUCUACACGAUUUUUAUUCAAUUCCGAUGUUGAUACAGCCUUAGAAGAAGUAAUGCGUGGUCUAGCCUCGUUGGAGCAAGCGGACAGUCGUAAUAGUGAUUCGAGAACUUUGGAACGCAAUCAAGAACUUACUCGUAAACUUUGUUUACCUAGUGCAAAACAUGCUCCAGAUUUGGUAAUGGAUCUUCCUGUAACAUCAGACUCUCAAGUACAAAACAAUACAUCAACCACUAGUGGUUUUACGCACAUAGAAUCAGGUGACAGUUUUGCUGAACAUUUCGCUGAACAAAAUUUGGAUACAAUGCGGAAGCGUUCUGAUGUUCAUGUAUUACCAUCUUCAUUGGCCUCCACCCGUUUUCCUACUGGUAGCAGUAGUACUACAAGUUGUGGAGAAUUAGGUAAAGUUGUUCUCCGUAGUAAAACUAGUCAUACAACAACACCAGCAACAACAACAGAAAUCUCCAGAACUUCACCAGGAUUAUCAAAAGGCAGUCCUAGUGAAGAGAAGAGUGAUUCACCGCAGACGAGUAAUACUGAGCUAACCAGUAGUAGUGGACCAAGACUUUCAAUAGCUGCUCGUGUUGCAGCUUUUGAAGGGAAUAAACCUGAUUCCCCUCGUUCUUCCAUAAAUUUUGCUCCAAAAAUAGCUCCUAAGCCUAAAAGAGGUUAA
Trichobilharzia regenti is the source of this 4988-nucleotide messenger RNA. Lineage: Eukaryota; Metazoa; Platyhelminthes; Trematoda; Strigeidida; Schistosomatidae. The record is from the annotation of a GenBank genome assembly.